AUGGCGAGGUCGUGGGUACGAGCGAUGGCGAUGACGAUGGCGAUGGCGGCGAUGAUGGCGACAGCUGAAGGAAGGAGAGGAAGAGAAGAAGUCGAGAACGCUCGGAUGGAUGAGGAAGCCUCGACAUCUCAGUGGAAGUUGAAGGGCAUGAUCGCUGACGCCCUCCCGUCUCUCCUUUCCUUCGCCUCAUCACCCCCUGAUGUAUUGAGGAAUAUUCUCUCCUCCUCCUCCUCCUCUUCCAAAAGUUAUCCUGCUGUGAAGCAAGACCCAAUACCUCAAACUUACUGGUGGUGCGAGAUGCAUCAUGCGCCGCAGAACAUCCAGACGUCCUCACAGGCCGUCAACCUCGCCUCCUCCCUCGCGUCCGUCUCUCCUCCCUCCUUCUCCUCCAAGCAAGGUCUCGUUCCGGUCGGGGAGGCGACGGCACAGGAUCUGCGCACCAAGAUCAUCGAGGUGAAGGGGCCGGCGAGAGUGCGAGCAGCAGGCGAUCCUCUUCCUCCCCAGACGUUCUGGUGUGAGAUGCACACGGGAGCCCAGGUCGAGCUGGGGGCAGCAGCAGGAGCUACAAGAGGCGAGCUGCAAGGCAUGAGCAAGGAACAGCUCAUAGACGCGCUUCUGGCAUCGCAACAGUCUCUGAAAACUUACAAGGAGAAGGCACUGACAGCCUCUGGACCUGCGCGCGAUCACUCGCCUCGUCGCCUCCUCCUCUCGCUCACCAGCUCCUCUUCCUCUCCCGUCAGCGGCGGCAGGCGUCGCUCCUUCAAGGGAGGGGACGUUACGUGCGGCUCAUCCGACAGCAGCACGCUCCUCGUCUUGGUCGUUCGCUUCCUCGACAUGACGCUGCGGGUCUUGGGCGUGGGAGGAUGCGGGCGGGCGAGCGAGCUGGGAAAAACUCGUGCCGCGGGGCCGUCGGGCUUCUGCAAGGAGCCAGCUGGGGGCUCGUACUGCUUCAAGCGCACCCG
Molecule: messenger RNA, 962 nt
Organism: Guillardia theta CCMP2712
Lineage: Eukaryota; Cryptophyceae; Pyrenomonadales; Geminigeraceae
Exons: 4
Source: RefSeq, a predicted model, not a curated record